This is a messenger RNA of Chondrus crispus (carragheen), 201 nucleotides long. RefSeq lists its product as hypothetical. The transcript has a single exon. Bases 1 to 201 code for a protein of 66 amino acids. NCBI's taxonomy places the organism in Eukaryota, Rhodophyta, Florideophyceae, Gigartinales, Gigartinaceae. The record is from RefSeq and is a predicted model, not a curated record.
AUGACGCAGGGUAUUUGGGAAACACGCCGCCUGUGCUGGGAGGGAUGGGGUUGUACGGCUUGGGACGGGAUGAAGUGGUUGGUGAGAAAGAGUUGUGCCAUGGACUCUGAGGCUGCGGAGCACGGAAAAGGACUACAGCAGAUUCGUAGAGAGGAGUGGUUUGUGAGCACUUUGGACGAAGGAGGCAAACCGUCUCGGUGA